Messenger RNA from Nothoprocta perdicaria, 2162 nucleotides. RefSeq names its product protein eva-1 homolog C-like. The record is from RefSeq and is a predicted model, not a curated record. Bases 1 to 1254 code for a protein of 417 amino acids. The transcript is spliced from 8 exons. Gene Ontology annotation, molecular function: carbohydrate binding. NCBI's taxonomy places the organism in Eukaryota, Metazoa, Chordata, Aves, Tinamiformes, Tinamidae.
AUGGGGCCGCGGCUCGUGGGGCUGGCGGCAGCUCUGGCCCUCCUGUGCCUCCCCGACGGGGCCACGGCAGCCCCCGAGUUUUCUGGCUACCUGCGCAAGGUGCUCAAGAACCACACUCUCCACACCUGUGAUGGGGAGCAGCUGAUCAUCAUGUGCCCUCACAAGACCACUGUGAGCAUCCUUGGAGCCUUCUACGGGCGCCGUGUGCCCAGCCCGCACCUCUGCCCCAACCCCGGCAAUGCCUCCGAGGAGAGCAUCGAAUGCAUGUCCACCACGGCCCGCCAGAAACUGCUGGAUGAGUGCCAGGACCAACGAUGGUGCCAGUUCUCAGUUCACAGCCAAGUCUUUGGGCCAGAUCCCUGUCCYGGGACACACAAGUACCUUGUUGCUUCUUACAAGUGCCGACCAGCUAACCAUCGCAUCAAGACUGUGUGUGAGAACGACAAGCUGAGGCUGCAGUGCCGGCCCAAGUCCGUCCUGGCCAUCUACUCUGCAAGUUACGGACGGUUCCUGCGGGGCAAACCAGAGUGUGAUGCCCCGAACACCGAGAGACCUCAUAUAGAGUGUUUGGCUCCCGAUGCCUUGCGGAGGGUUUCCAAGAAGUGCCACCGGAAGGAGAACUGCACGGUGACCGCUGACAGAGCCACCUUCGGGGACCCCUGCUUCCCCGGCAUGAAGAAGCAGCUGCGRGUCUCCUACACGUGCGUGCCCAGGCAGCUGCUGGAGGAGGUGGGCCCUGACACCUCGGACCCCUUUCUGCUCUCAGACUACACGCACGGUGGCUGGUACAAAGGGCCCAGGUUCUCCAGGCUCCGGGAAGACCUGAUGAUUUUUACUAGCUCUCUGGAGGCCUUUGCCCACAUUUGGGGCAUCCCCGAGACAGCUGGCCUCUAUUUUCUUUGUGGUGUCUCAGGAGGCCUCAUGCUCCUGCUCUGCAUCAUCAGCCCCAAGAUGGCCUUUCUGCAGGACAUGCGUGAGGCUUUCAAAGACCCAACACUGGYAAGAAGCUCAGAGCUGAGCAAGGCCAAGCUGCAGGACGAACAGGAUGAAGACCUUCCUGAUGACAGCUCUUCAGACUCCUCCUUCCGCCGCCUCACCCGCACCUACCGGGCUACAGACAACAUCUUCAGCCCUGAGCUGACGGCAGCAAUGGAGGGGGCAGCAGAGCAUGGGGACCACCAUGGGGAGGAGAUCUGGAUGCCCAAGGAGUCCAGCCCUUAUGCCAUCCACAAGAUCAAAUCGGCCACCAAAUGAGAGCUGGAAGAGAGCUGCAAAGCAAUGAGUCGCAGGAGGGAGCAACGCAGAGCUGGACAUCUGGAUGCCCUGCAAGGAAAUGCUCCUCAGCCCUUCACUGAGGGAUGCUGGAGUUGGGCUCCUCGGAGCUGGCACCGCUGGGAUGGACUCGUGGGAGGUCCCAGACCACAGCAGCCACACGGCAGCCCUGGGGCAGUCCCACCACUGAGAGGGCUCUCCUGAGAAGACUCUUCCAGGAGAGGCAUGGAGACCUCGGCCCAGACCCCUCCGUGGGAAGAUGUGCUCCUGGGGUAAUAAGGAGCCGCGGGUUGGCUUGCAGGGCUGCCAGCUCCUUGCUGCGAGCACAUCUCUAACCCCCGUUUAAUCAACAGGUUCUUGCCAUGUUCUCUGCUUGCUCAGGCCUGCUGGCUCACAGCACUUAACCCUUCUCCAUCCAGCCGCACCUGGGAAACCUGGUGUGUGUCAGGAUCUGUCUCCUCCUGCUUCUUCCCACGUGCUGGUUCUCACCCCCGGCACUGUGGCUUGGAUUGGUAGCUGGAGUUGACAACUUAGGGUCCUGGAAUUGCAAAGAUACGGAGAGGACAAGCACUGACCUUGGAAAGAUGGUCUUGGUGGGGGUUGCCAGGGGCCACAAGUGCCACCCAGCACAGCCACGCGCCAGUAAGGAGGCCAGCAGUGCCUGGCACGAGCAUCGGUGCUGCUCCUUCUCUUGGUCCCAAUUACCUGGAGAGUGCUGCACCCUUGGGAGCUGUGGCAGCAUGGAGGUGAGGAGGGAAAUGUCCUCUUAGCRUUGCGGCUUUCGGGAGGCAUUUGCUCAAAUCCUGUGAACACUUGGAAAUCCUCUCACUUUGCGUCCUUCUGUGAUUUCCUCCUCGCUGCUUUUAUUCCAGGCUGGCUGGAGAGCUCCG